AUGUCGUAUGUUUUAUUUCAAUUUGACCCUGUCGAAAAGUUUGUGUCAACUGUUGGAAGAAGGGCUGCUAUACACAUUUUACCAAUAUUUGACUGGACAAAGUUCUAUGAGUCGAAUUGUUUGGUGUCAAAUCCAUUACAUGAAAGUCAAUCAGAGCUGAAAUUGGAAGACUGCAAUAUCUGUGAAAGUGUGAACAAGAUUGAAAGAAUAAAAGAUAUAACAGAAGCGAAGUUAGUAAAUAAAUACCUAAAACAAGAUAGACCAGUUAUAGUUCAAGAUGGUUUAAAACAAAAUGAUAUCAGUAAAUUUACUGUGGAUUUUCUAACCAAGAUAUUUGAAGACAGUAUGUUUGAAGGUUGUGAAUUUACCAGUAAUGUAAAAGUUGGAGGUCAUAGGUCCUUCUUGAAACAGGUCAAUGCUGGCGAACAUGAACAUUAUUUUGCCUACUGGAGAAAUUGUUUUGAAGAGCCUGCUAAAGAAUUUAGAUUUUAUUUUAAAAAACCUUAUUUCUUUUCCUCUGUGGUGGAAUUGAUAGAUACCAAUUGGGUUUAUAUAGCUAAAAAUUACACAGCCAAAUCAUCAAAACCUAUAUUAAUAGAAGGGCCAGUGAUUAUGUUAAUGCAGAUGAAGGGAAGUGUAGAUAUAGUGUUAAUACCUGAUAAAUUAUGUUCUGAUAUCUGCUCUGAAGUCACACAGACUUUACAUGAAGGAGAAAUUUUAUUAUUAACAGAUUUUCUAUGGUUGAUAGAUUAUUACCCUAGAGGUACUGGUGAAAGCAUUGGUAUUGGUGUAACAGCUAGUUUUGACUGA
Molecule: messenger RNA, 810 nt
Organism: Lottia gigantea (owl limpet)
Lineage: Eukaryota; Metazoa; Mollusca; Gastropoda; Lottiidae
Exons: 7
Coding region: 1-810 (269 amino acids)
Source: RefSeq, a predicted model, not a curated record